This is a messenger RNA of Drosophila suzukii, 2519 nucleotides long. RefSeq lists its product as uncharacterized. The record is from RefSeq and is a predicted model, not a curated record. Lineage: Eukaryota; Metazoa; Arthropoda; Insecta; Diptera; Drosophilidae.
AAAUACCUUUGCAACUCCAUUAACAUUGUUUACAUUCCCAUGUUAUGGGAACCGAACCAAAAACUGUAAUCUGUUGUAUAUUUUCGGUAACGCUUUUAUAAAUUGUUUAUUAGUCUUUUUAUUGGCUUGGCCCACCAUCUUGGUCUGGAUAGAGCAUGUACGAGUGCAGUCGCUGCGGUAAUCGAAGGAGCAGACUUAGUCCUCGCGCCUGCGAAAAAUUCGAAAGCGCCUGGGAGGAUUGCAUAGAUGGUGCCUCCAGUUGGUGCAACUUGUGCGGCGAACUGACCUUCUUUAUGAAGUGCUCCGCCGCCAGAGAUUCGGCUCAGCAACUUACCAGCAACAGCUUGGACUCGAUCGAUUCGGUUCCCUUUACUAUAUCAACGGGUUUGCUCAGAGGGGCCCUCAAUUCGCGCACUGAUAUCCAGAAUCAGCAGGCCGCCAGUCUGGCUAACCAUCUGAGUAACUGGGCCGUCGAGGCCGUGGAUCCUCCGAAGAACGGUGGAUCCUUCGGUGUACUGCGCAACAGACAUGGCUACUUGGUUCGGAAUCGAAACAGCCAAGAUGAGGCUGUCACACCACCAGUGACUCCACUUAAUGUUACUUCAGCUGCGAGUACUCCAUCCCAGAGCGAAGAAGGGUCUCCAAGUAAGUCAAGUACUGAGGGACGGUCAAAAAAAGCUGCAGGAUAUGAAAAGAUCAAGGGCAUCGAACUCUUAAGAUCCACGCCUCCCAGGCAUCUGAAUCCAGAAUUACCCCUUGAGUCGGAUCGGCGUCUUACCCCUAUUAAUCCUUAUACAAGAUCGUACAAGCAGCGCGCUGACCAUAACCAAAAAUCUCAAACCUCUACGAAGCGAGUAAGGAGUAUAGAUGUCAAUUCUGCUGUCCCUGGUUUUUCCCUCAAGGAUGUAAGGAAGCUGCAGCGACGCUUUGCUGCCGAAGAAUCCUCCGAGCCUGGGACCUCCAGACCAAAGAAUACCAGCAAUGUCGAGCUUCAGAAGAAGCUACUCGAGAAACGGCUACAAAUGAGAAAGAUGGUUGCCAUACGAACAAGGCUCGAUGUGGAAUGUAAGACAGCCCAAACGGAAUUGGAUGUCCUGGAGAGAAGUAAUCUUCGCUCGUCCUCAAGACGAAGUAAGCGACAGAGUGGAGGAGCUCACAUGGCAUUGCAACAACUGGUCUCUAGAUUGCAAAUGGAAAAACAAAUUGAAAAAGAAAAGAAGUUGCUCAGAAAAAAUAGUCUGGAGACAGUGAUGAAAGCCCUACGAGAACAAAUUAAACCAAAUAUAAAGAGAAAGGAGUUGGACUCGGAUCAAACGUCCCUGGAAAGCCAUGAGCAAUCGGCUCCACCUCUAGAAACUGAAACCGAAACCGAUACGGAAACCGUGACUGAAAGUGAUUGGGUUUCCAGGCCGGAAACCAUCAUAGAUAGUGGAUCAUCAACCACACCAGCUGAAAGUAUAGUUGUGAAAAAGAAGAGGGUCUAUGUACCCCUUCCCUAUCAGCUGAAAAAUCCCAUUGCAAAACCCGGAAAUGUGGGUUUUUACAUGCCCAGCGCCUAUAAUCCCAAGGAUUGUAUUCAGCGAUCCCAGCCAUUGGGUGAAUCCCGCAGGAUCUGUGUCCUGUUGUCAUCGGCGCAGCGUGCUUUAUUUCGCAGAUUCGUAAACGAUCCCCUGGAUAUAGUGAAGUUGAUCAGGAGUCUGAAUGAAUCAACGGAAGUGACUUUGAAUGCCCCCAGUGCUCAGUUCUCUACGAUAGCGUGCUCGGAAAAGGAACUGAUCCAUCUCAUCGAAAAGAAACCGCAUGUGACCAAGAUUCCAAAGGCCAAGGAACUGGAUGUCUCCCGAUCGCCAAUCCGUUGUCCCGAUUCCGAUUGCCAGCGGCUGUGUUUCGUCUCCGACUUGAAUAACCAUCUGUUGCUGGAUCAUCGAUCCCUGACCAUCGAGCGAAUCAAGGCCAGGGAGACCAAGACCUUCUUUCUGGACACCAACAUGACGAUGUUCGAUAGGCCCAAGUGCCACAUGGUCUAUAUGGUGCGGGAUAAGGUCUUCGAUAGCCAUGCCGAGGAUCUGCGCGAUCUGCUGCCCGUUUUGGUGAUGAGUGGUCGCACCUAUCUGACCAAGACCUUGGCUAUUCCGGGAUCUCAAGCCGCCCGGAUUAUCAGCCGGGCGAAAUCCAGUUCCGAUAUGGAGCUCUUCGUCCUCUGGCUGACUGGAUUUUUGCCGCGGAAUAUGAGACCCAUGGCCACCAUUUCGCUGUGGUCCACUAUGGGUCCCAAGAUGGCCAGUUGCGUCGGAGUUAGUACUGGCUAUAUCUAUGAUAUCCGGGCUCCCAACGAGGUGAGCCAAAUCUGCCGCAGUCGAUGCUCCAUGGUGCUGCCCAUGAAAAUGAUCACCAAGAUGACCAACGACGCACGCAGAUUCCUGGCCGUUCAGGUGCAGAUCUACUGAAGAUCAAUCUACAACGAGAUCUAAAUUUUACCGUUCUGAUCGGAUACAUUUUUAUCAAAUAAAGCAUUUUAA